Messenger RNA from Jaculus jaculus (lesser Egyptian jerboa), 400 nucleotides. RefSeq names its product late cornified envelope protein 3D-like. Lineage: Eukaryota; Metazoa; Chordata; Mammalia; Rodentia; Dipodidae. The record is from RefSeq and is a predicted model, not a curated record. Gene Ontology annotation, biological process: epidermis development. The transcript is spliced from 2 exons. The coding region runs from base 110 to 400 and encodes 96 amino acids.
GUGCUUCACAGCCCUGCACACAAUAAAAGGACUCCCGCCCUGGGAUCUCCAUCCACAGCCUGCUCAGAGCAGCCUCUCUCCUGUAUCCGGAUCGCCGACUCCCGCCGAGAUGUCCUGCCAGCAGAACCAGAAGCAGUGCCAGCCCCCUCCCAAGUGCCCCUCCCCCAAGUGCCCUCCCAAGAGCCCAGCACAGUGUGUGCCCGCCGCCUCCUCCUGCUGCGCUCCCAGCUCCGGGGGCUGCGGCGGGCUCGGCUCCUCCCAGGGCGGCUGCUGCCUGAGGCCCCGCAGCCCCCGCAGGUCCCACAGAUGCCACCGCCAGCGUUCCAGGUCCUGUGACCGCGGCAGUGGACAGCAGUCGGGGGGUCCUGGCUGUGGCCACAGCUCUGGGGGCUGCUGUUAA